UGUCCCCCGUGGGCAGCCCCAGCGCGUGCGGCCACGGAUCCCCAGCUCCAAAGGCGCCCCCCUCAGAGCCACCACCCCCAGGACCACCAGUCUGGAGCCAUGAAGACCAAGAGCCGGCCUCCCCGGCGCCGGGCGCCCCCGCAAGACCCAGAAGCCACCCCAGGGGAGCGGACGCCCGACAGGCCACCGCCGGGCUCGGGGCCAGACGCGGCCAAGGCUCUGCGGAGCCGGAGGGCGCGCGCGCAGGGGGCGCGGGCGGAGGGCGGGCGCCGGCGGCCGGGGCCGGGGAGCCGGCGGGAGAGCAGCGUCCAGCGGCGGCUGGAGAGCAACGAGCGGGAGCGGCAGCGCAUGCACAAGCUCAACAACGCCUUCCAGGCGCUGCGCGAGGUCAUCCCGCACGUGCGCGCCGACAAGAAGCUCUCCAAGAUCGAGACGCUCACGCUGGCCAAGAACUACAUCAAGUCGCUGACCGCCACCAUCCUGACCAUGUCCAGCGGCCGCCUCCCGGGCCUGGACGGGCCCGUCCCCAAGCUCUGCCAGCACUACCAGCAGCCGCAGCCGGCGGCCCGGGGCGCGCUCGGGGCCUCCGAGGCCCCGCCCGAGGGCCACCUGCAGAAGUUCUCCACGCAGAUCCACAGCUUCCGCGAGGGCUCCUAGCGCGCCGCCCCGCCCGGGUCAGCGGCCCGGCCUGCUCCUCCCAGCCCUGGGCCCUCCGCGCCCCGCGGCUCCGUUCCCCUGCACUCUCAGCGCAGCCCUGGGCACGUCCCAGGGCCCAGGGACAAGACCGGGGAGUGGCCUGGUGGAGGCCACGGCUCGGGGCAGCAUGAGGCCCAUGCCUCCACAGGGUCCCAGGACCUGCUUCGUCAUCGUCUAGGCCGGAGCUGGCCGGCCCUUGUCACUAACUCCUCUUCACUCCCGCUGCCUCCCGAGGUGAGGGGAGAUUCCACGCAAAGGUUUGCUUGGGUAAGUUCCCCAGUUACUGCUCAGGCCCGGUCCCAGGCCCAGGCCCAGGGAGGGGCCUCCCCCAACCUGCCCCGUAGCCUCCUCGUUCGGGGUAAACUGAGGCACGGAGCAAACAAAGCCCGCGGCGUCGAGGGGAGUGGGGCUGAGCAGAGGUGCUUGGAGUGUCCAGUUCAGCAUCUGUCGGGGAGAAGCCCCAGUCAGGUCCCCUCCCAUUAAUUCUGAAGGAACCUUGUCGCGGAGAGGGGCUGGGGUCUUUGCUCCCACCUGCGGGUGGGGCUCCUGACCGUGGAGGGUCUGCGGCCCGGCACCGAGGGUACCGGAGACGGGGCUGGGGGGUCGGGCAGAGAGGCUGCUAGGCCGUGGUUCCCCGGAGCGGUCAGGGGUCUCCUGCAGGGAGAGGGUCUGUCCCCAGGCCUCCCUCGGGGUCCCACCCAGGUUUGCUGCUCAUUGUCGUGUUUGCGGUCAUGUAAGUGGCAGAGGGUGGUCUGACAGACCUCAAGAUGUUCUCGGGUCCUGGUUGCACUUGGGGGCCCUGCGGGGAGGAGCCUGGGGUGGCACGGGCUCCCCUCCCCCAGCGGGUGCUGCUCCUUAAAG
Molecule: messenger RNA, 1557 nt
Organism: Balaenoptera ricei (Rice's whale)
Lineage: Eukaryota; Metazoa; Chordata; Mammalia; Artiodactyla; Balaenopteridae
Gene: BHLHA15
Product: basic helix-loop-helix family member a15
Exons: 2
Coding region: 100-657 (185 amino acids)
Molecular function (GO): protein dimerization activity
Source: RefSeq, a predicted model, not a curated record